AUCGCGCCCAAGAUCUACUUUCCUGCUUCUCCUAAACAAACGAAUAGGCUUGUUUACACUUCAGGCUGAUUACUUGGACUGAUCCUUAUGGCUCCUCUAAAUCGAAAUCGUUUUGUCGACAUCCUGACAUCAGUCAUCCUCAUCGUUUUCUUCGAUGCAGCGCACGCUUCUUUCUGCGACACCUUCCUUGCUCAGUUUCCGAGCCGAUGUCCGAAAGUAUCAACAGUCGAGUCACUUGACCUGAACAAAUUCACGGGCGCGUGGUUCGAGGUGGGAAGCAGCGCGCUGCGCAAGUUCAGUGUGGGUAGCGGGCUGUCGUGCAACUCCGCCCACUUCUCCACGCUCGGCGCCGCUACCGACGGCAACAACGUCGCUGGGUUUAUCAAUCGCGGCCUUCGCACCGUCAGCCCCUUCCGAGCGGAUCAGGUGUGGCGCAUUUCCGCGGCAACAGGGCGCAUCUCGCGCAACCUGCGGCGAGUGUGCGAGGCGGCCGUUUACAGCGCCAGAGCGCACGCCGCCAUUCAGACAAUGCUCGUGCCCGAGGUGCAGGGGGCGGGUGGAAACGACGGAAAUGGUAGUGGGGUAGACAGCAACGAGGAUAUGUCUAGUAAUAGCAGCACGGGCAGCAGCAGCCCGUUCUCCCAGCACCCCAACGGAACUGCCAUUGCCACUGAGGCGGCAGGAGUGCUAGCAGCGUCUGGAGGCACCCUCUCACGGCAGGCUGAGGCGAUCUACUGGCAGCUCGGCGCGCUGCAGCAGCACAACGACCUCGCGAGCACGUUCAACAACCCCCAGGAGCCCGGCAUAGACGCCAUCAAGCAGGGCCUCAGAGACGCCGCUAACCGCAUCAUUGGCGCCGCUGGGAGGGCCAGGCGCGCAGGGAUGGCGGGGAGCCUGGCGGUGAUGCGGAUGCAGCUCAUGCUGCCCGCCGACAACAGCAGCGCCGCCACCAGAUUCACAUCCCGGCUCUCCGGUUCCCUCACGCGUGCAUCCAUGGAGUUGGGGCUGAGGGGUAAAGCGGGCCUGGCGACGACUAUGAUCCGCGUGCUGGCGGCGUCCGUGCUGGUUCCGUCCCUCACCAUGUUCCCAUCGCCCAUCCCCUGGAAUUCGCAGACCCAGCUGCGCAUGCGAGCCGUGCAAGACAGGAAGCAGCCAGGGAAGUUUGCAGUGAGCCUGUUUGGGUUCGCUCGGAGUAACAACUACCUGAUCAACAAGCUAGAAGGGGAUCCUUUCACCGACUACAACAUGACCACCAUUGUGUCAUGUGAUAGCGGACAGUUCUCGGUGACACUACUGUCACGCACACCUACUGUCAGUCAAUCUGACAUUGACAGCCAGCUUUCAGAGCUACAGACACAAGGCAUUGUGUUAGGGGGUGCAAACAUCUUCAUCAAGACUAAUCAAGAGGAGCUUGCAUGCACAAACAUGUGGGGAAACUGACAUGCUAGCUGUAGAAGUAACCGACACUAGCUAAUAUUGAGGGUAGCAAUAGGGUGGGGAGUGAUCAUGUUCUUAUGAUUUCCUCCAUAACACCAUUUAUGUUUGAGCCUUAUGUUUUCCUAAUGUAUCCACUUCUUGUGGUUAGGUUCAAUGUAUC
This is a messenger RNA of Closterium sp. NIES-67, 1597 nucleotides long. The record is from the annotation of a GenBank genome assembly. Lineage: Eukaryota; Viridiplantae; Streptophyta; Zygnematophyceae; Desmidiales; Closteriaceae.